AUGCCUCCAAUUCCAAUUCCUACAACUCCUCGAAUCGUCAUAUACUACCAGACGCAACAUCAUUCCGAUGGCAGACCAUGUUCAAUAUUACCUAUCAUCACCCAGCCAAACAUCGCGGUAACGCACGUAAACGUCGCAGCAAUCCAUCUCAAUGAUCCUCCGGGAAAUAUAACUCUGAAUGAUCAUGUACCUCACCAUGAGCGCUACGCCACCAUGUGGGCAGAACUCCGCAUCCUCCAAGCAACUGGAAUAAAAGUAAUGGGGAUGCUUGGUGGGGCAGCCAAAGGUUCAUUCACUCGACUCGACCAAGACGAAGCCACAUUCGAACUUUACUACGGUCCUUUACGAAACCUUAUCCGUGAGCGUGGCCUCGAUGGCUUAGAUCUCGACGUUGAGGAGGAGAUGACUCUGGCUGGAAUAAUACGAUUGAUUGACCGACUAAAAGCUGAUUUCGGGUCUGGAUUUAUCAUUACGCUCGCGCCUGUGGCUGCAGCAUUGAUAUCUGAACGGCCCGAACAUAAUUUGAGUGGGUUUAAUUAUGAGGCUUUGGAGGUUAUGAGGGGAAAUAGUAUUGAGUGGUAUAAUACGCAGUUUUAUUGUGGAUGGGGCGAUAUGAGUAAGACGGCUGGAUAUGAUAUGAUGAUGAUGAGGGGAUGGCCUGCACAUAAAGUUGUGGUGGGUAUGGUUACCAAUCCGGGGAAUGGUAAUGGGUGGGUACCGUUUGAAACUUUACGAGAAGUACUGCUUAAUCUGAAGUCGAGAUACCCUACAUUUGGUGGUGUUAUGGGUUGGGAAUAUUUCAAUUCUUUACCAGGAGAUAAAGAUAGACCAUGGGAGUGGGCGGCUUGGAUGACCAAUGUUCUGGGUAAAUCACCGAUAUCUGCACCUUCGGGCCCAAGUACGAGCGCCAGUGUUGCUGGAGAGAAACAGAGGCCACUUGUCGAUAACAAUGUAGAUGAUGAUCUCCAGGGGGAUGCUCCUUUACCUGCGGAAUUUGAGUACCAUUCCGAGGGACUUUGGGAAGAUUGA
Molecule: messenger RNA, 1029 nt
Organism: Sclerotinia sclerotiorum 1980 UF-70
Lineage: Eukaryota; Fungi; Ascomycota; Leotiomycetes; Helotiales; Sclerotiniaceae
Exons: 2
Coding region: 1-1029 (342 amino acids)
Biological process (GO): carbohydrate metabolic process
Cellular component (GO): extracellular region
Molecular function (GO): chitinase activity
Source: RefSeq, a predicted model, not a curated record